Aedes albopictus (Asian tiger mosquito) is the source of this 2690-nucleotide messenger RNA. It is a transcript of the gene Pex5, whose product is annotated as peroxisomal targeting signal 1 receptor. The transcript is spliced from 3 exons. Gene Ontology annotation, cellular component: peroxisomal membrane; cytosol. The record is from RefSeq and is a predicted model, not a curated record. Gene Ontology annotation, molecular function: protein binding. NCBI's taxonomy places the organism in Eukaryota, Metazoa, Arthropoda, Insecta, Diptera, Culicidae. Gene Ontology annotation, biological process: protein import into peroxisome matrix, docking. The coding region runs from base 410 to 2266 and encodes 618 amino acids.
UCGUCAUUUCGUACAAUAAUAAAAAAUAAGUGAAACUUCACUUCGUAGCAGCAAGUUGGUGGAAUAUUUGGUGUUAUCAAUUUUACCUCUGUUAUCGUAAUCACACCGCGGGUUUUCAACUUGUGCACGGUUCUGGUUUAGUUCCGUUCCGAUAACGUCCGGCCGGAAGGGUUGUCUCCCUGAAAGUGGUUGUGCGCGGAUCGUGUCGUCGCCUGACCUCGAAGCUGCUCCGCCGCGAAGUAGCUCCUCUCGCCAGCACUAACAAUGAUUCGCGUUUGAGAAAGAUAGUGCUGGAAUUCGACCUUUAGACCUCUCCCUUUUGCGAGGAGUGGAACCUAUCUCUGGCGGCCGACGACAACGGCAACGGGAAGGUCCAUUGGUUUGGUAGUGCGAUAUCUACGACGACAGGAUGUCCUUCAAGGAUCUAAUCGAGCCAGAAUGUGGCGGAGCGAAUCCCCUGAUGAACCUGGGCCGCCAGGUGACUCGGGAUGUCGCGUUCCAAGACGAGGGUUUUUCCGGAGCGCGUUCGGCCUUCAUAGGGUCGGAUAACGAUCUGGUGAAAGAAUUUAUGGGCCAGAUUGCUCCUGCUCCGCAAUCCUUUCGUAUGGAUGUGCUGCUGAAGGAGAUGCGAGACAUUGAUGCGCAAAACUUUCAUCAGCGACAGAUUGUACCUGGACCACCGGUCAUCGAGGAAGUGAACCGGUCCGAUUUGGACUGGGCCAAAGAGUUUGCCGUCGAUUCAUCAGCAGGAGGUUCAUCGGCCCACCAUGGCCAUCGGGCGGAGAGUAAACUGACCAGCAUUUGGUCGAGCUCGCACCUGGCACCGAUCGAGGGCACCAUCAGCGAUGGGCCCAGCAAUAUACUCUAUGCGAAGGAUUUCUUCGAUCUGAACGAACCGAAAAGCGAAGAGGAACAGGUAUCGAUUCGCAAGGCCGCCGGCGAGCUGGUGGAAGUUGCCUACGGACAUGAUCCGGAGAAGAUGAAAUACAGCGAAUUUCUCAACUUUGUCGGCAACGUGGGCGACGGCACGGUGAAAAUCGACGACGGAAUGGUCUCCGGCGGCAAUGUUUGGGCCAGUCAGUUCGACCAGUUGGCAGCCGGUCCGUCGAAGGCAGCCACCAAGGAGGAAACAGGGAUCGCCGAAGAUUGGGCCAAGGCAUUCGAGGAAGGGAAGAAAGGGGAUCAGGAGGCGACCGAUAAUUACAAUAAGCAGUUUUGGGAACGUCUGCAGGAUGAGUGGCGCUCGCUGUCGGAAAACGAUAACCAACAUCCGUGGUUGUCAGAGUUUUCCGAAUUUUACGAUCCGUACAAGGAGUACAAAUUUGACGAAGAAAACCCAAUGACCAAUGUUGAGAAUGCUUUCGAGAAGGGAAAAGCAUUCCUGGCACAAGGAGACAUCCCGAGUGCUGUGCUGUGCUUUGAGGCAGCCGUUAAGCAGGAUCCGGAAAACCCGGAAAUUUGGGAACUUUUGGGUUUCAGCCAGGCUGAAAAUGAAAAGGAUCCGAAUGCAAUCGCCGCUUUGAACAAAGCUUUGUCGUUCAACCCGAAUAAUAUGCCGGUGUUGAUGGCUUUGGCGGUAUCGUACACGAACGAAAGUAUGCAAAACCAAGCGUUAAAAAUGUUGGUAAAAUGGAUGAAAUGUAGCCCGAAGUACGAAAGCUUGGUACCGCCGGUAAUGAUGGUAUCCGAGGAAUCACCGUUGGCCAGCUCUUUGAUGGGAGGACCGAGUUUGCAGGAGGUCCAAGAUCUAUUCAUAAAAGCUGUUCAGCAAUCACCGAAUGAGAUUGAUGCCGAUAUACAAGAAGCGUUGGGAGUCCUGUUUAAUCUGAGUUCGGAAUACGAUAAGGCGGUAGAUUGCUUCAGAGCGGCGGUCCAGGUACGUCCCAAUAGCUCCAAAACAUGGAACCGUUUGGGGGCAAGUUUGGCCAACGGUAACCGGUCAGUUGAGGCCGUCGAAGCAUACCAACGGGCAUUGGACAUACAACCGGGAUUUAUAAGAGCCCGUUACAAUGUUGGCAUCAUAUGUAUAAACUUGAAGGCAUACAAAGAGGCAGCCGAACACUUGCUAACCGCUUUGAAUCACCAGGCAUCAUCGAUUGCGCGAGCUGGAAUUAACGUUUCAUCUCCGGCUAAUCAGAUGUCCAGCACAAUAUGGACCACAUUACGGAUGGUGAUGUCACUGAUGGGGCGGCAGGAUUUGCAGCAAGCGAUCGAUAAUCGCGAUUUGGAUGUCCUCAAUCGGGAGUUUCCCAUGAGUAGCGACUAGAAGAUGUCUUUUGUGUUUAAAAACUUAGAAGGAAGCAAGGAAGGAAAAUGAUUUUUAUUUUUUUAUUACACAAAUAACCUAUGGUGGGACCUUGUAAACUGCAGAAAAUAAAUGAGAGGUUAAAAAUAAGAAAACUAAAAUUGAUGCAUAAGCAAAAAACACUAAUAGUAGUGAGCUAAACACAAAUUAAAGAAAACAAAAAAAAACAUGAAGGUGGAGAAGAAAACCUUAGAUUAGGAAUGGAAGAGAAAACGUUGAGCGAACAGAUUUAUAUUCGAAAGGGAUAAGUUCUUGAUGAGCAAUAUCAAAAACAAAACAAAGUUGUAAAAGAGAUGGUUGAAGGAGGACGUAUGAUAUUUUUCCUUUGUUUAAUUCUGUAAAAUGUCGGGUUUGAUAAGGGUUAAUAAAACACGAGUACAAGUAA